Messenger RNA from Nothoprocta perdicaria, 1377 nucleotides. Its product is annotated as estrogen receptor beta-like. Gene Ontology annotation, molecular function: sequence-specific DNA binding; zinc ion binding; DNA-binding transcription factor activity. Gene Ontology annotation, biological process: regulation of DNA-templated transcription. The record is from RefSeq and is a predicted model, not a curated record. NCBI's taxonomy places the organism in Eukaryota, Metazoa, Chordata, Aves, Tinamiformes, Tinamidae. Bases 316 to 1374 code for a protein of 352 amino acids. The transcript is spliced from 6 exons.
UGUUUCGGCUGCAUGAGUUGACAACAGUCUGAUUUCCUAACUCGUCAGACGAGAUUUCAGACACUCAUAUGGAUUUGGAGGUGUCUUUGGGCCUGAAAUGCAAAUUGGUGUUUCAGAUCUGAUGACUAAGUGAUGGUGGGCACAGCUGCUUUAGAAACUGAGAUAAAGGAAAGAAGGAAAACAAAUCCAGAAUUGCUAUGUGAAAACCUUGCUGACAUGCAGUGCUGUCAGAACACUUAUAAAGAGCAGAAACCCUAUUCAGUGUCAAUCAGGAUGAAGAUUUAAGCAACAAAUAGUCUUCAACCUUGCUUAAAAAUGUCUCUGUGUGCAUCAUCGCACAAGGACUUCUCUCAGUUGCUGCCACUUCAAGAUAUUGGAUGCAAUAAAACAGAAAUUAAAAACUCACCAGCUGGUAUCGGCUCUCCAGUUCCCUACAGCUGUAAUCAGUCCGUGCUGGCAGUAGAACACAGUCCAGUUUAUAUCCCGUCAUCUUACAUGGAAAGCAGGCAUGAAUAUUCUUCCAUGGCCUUCUGCAGCCCUACUAUGAUGAAUUACAGCCUUCCCAGCAAUUUUGGUGAUUCAGAGAACGCGACUGUGAGGCAAACAUCCAGCCCAAGCGUGUUGUGGUCUGGCCCCGGGCACCUCUCCCCACUGGCACUGCACUGCCAGUCAUCGCUUCUGUACGCGGAGCAGCCAAAGAGCCCGUGGUGCGAAGCAAGACCCGUGGAGCCAGUGCUACCUGGGAACAGAGAGGCGUUAAAGCGAAAAACUAACAGCAAUGACUGUACAAGCCCCGUUGCAAAUAAUCCUGGCUCGAAAAGGGAUGCCCACUUCUGUGCAGUCUGCAGUGACUAUGCUUCAGGAUAUCACUAUGGGGUCUGGUCAUGUGAAGGCUGCAAAGCAUUCUUUAAAAGAAGUAUUCAAGGACAUAACGAUUACAUCUGCCCAGCUACAAAUCAAUGCACAAUAGAUAAAAACAGGCGCAAGAGCUGCCAGGCAUGUCGGCUACGGAAAUGCUAUGAAGUGGGAAUGAUGAAAUGUGGCUCAAGAAGGGAACGUUGUGGGUACCGGAUUUUGCGUCGCCAUCGUAAUUCAGAAGAUCAAGUGCAUUGUAUUGGCAAAGCUAAGAAAUACAGCGAGGCAGCAACCCGCGUUAAGGAGAUCCUCCUCAGCACGGUCAGUCCGGAGCAGUUUGUCUUAACGCUGCUUGAAGCAGAGCCUCCCAACGUGUUGGUGAGUCGGCCCAGCAAGCCCUUCACAGAGGCCUCCAUGAUGAUGUCCCUGACAAAACUGGCAGAUAAAGAGCUGGUUCAUAUGAUUGGUUGGGCCAAAAAGAUUCCUGGUAAGAAUUUCAGUCUUUUUUGUUUAUACUGACCA